Messenger RNA from Canis lupus familiaris (dog), 2506 nucleotides. RefSeq names its product polyribonucleotide nucleotidyltransferase 1 (gene PNPT1). NCBI's taxonomy places the organism in Eukaryota, Metazoa, Chordata, Mammalia, Carnivora, Canidae. The transcript is spliced from 28 exons. The record is from RefSeq and is a predicted model, not a curated record. Bases 31 to 2385 code for a protein of 784 amino acids. Gene Ontology annotation, cellular component: cytosol; mitochondrion. Gene Ontology annotation, biological process: mitochondrial mRNA catabolic process; mitochondrial RNA 3'-end processing. Gene Ontology annotation, molecular function: 3'-5'-RNA exonuclease activity; RNA binding; polyribonucleotide nucleotidyltransferase activity.
GCAGCCCGCGGUGGUCGCGUGCCGGGUGUCAUGGCGGCCUGCAGGCGUUGCUGCUCGUGCCUCCGGCUCCGGCCGCUCCGCGAGGGCCCCGUCGGUCUGCCAGGGCGGGGUCGGGCGCUCACCCAGUUGCAGGUGCGAGCACUAUGGAGUGGCACGGGGUUCCGAGCUGUGGCCGUGGACUUAGGCAGCAGAAAAUUAGAAAUAUCCUCUGGAAAACUGGCCAGAUUUGCAGAUGGCUCUGCUGUAGUACAGUCAGGUGACACUGCGGUGAUGGUCACAGCCGUCAGCAAAACAAAACCUUCACCUUCCCAGUUCAUGCCUUUGGUGGUUGACUACAGACAGAAGGCUGCUGCAGCAGGUAGAAUUCCCACAAACUAUCUCAGAAGAGAGGUUGGAUCCUCUGACAAAGAAGUUCUUACAAGUCGAGUAAUAGAUCGUUCAAUUAGACCUCUCUUUCCAGCUGGCUACUUUUAUGAUACACAGGUACUUUGUAAUCUAUUAGCAGUAGAUGGAGUUAAUGAACCUGAUGUUUUAGCAAUUAAUGGUGCUUCUGUAGCUCUCUCAUUAUCAGAUAUUCCUUGGAAUGGACCUAUUGGGGCAGUGCGCAUAGGAAUGAUUGAUGGAGAGUGUGUUGUUAACCCAACACGGAAAGAAAUGUCUUCCAGUACUUUAAAUUUAGUGGUUGCUGGGGCACCUAAAAGUCAAAUUGUGAUGAUGGAAGCCUCUGCGGAGAACAUUUUACAACAGGACUUUUGCCAUGCUAUUAAAGUGGGGGUAAAAUAUACCCAACAAAUAAUUCAGGGCAUCCAGCAGUUGGUAAAAGAAAUUGGUGUUACCAAGAGGACACCUCAGAAGUUAUUUACCCCUUCAUCAGAGAUUGUGGAACACAUUCAUAAACUCACGAUGGAAAGACUCUAUGCAGUUUUUACUGAUUAUGAACAUGAUAAAAUUUCUAGAGAUGAAGCUAUUAACAAGAUAAGGUUAGAUACAGAGGAACAACUCAAAGAAAAAUUUCCAGAGGCUGAUACAUAUGAAAUAAUAGAAUCCUUCAAUGUUGUUGCAAAGGAGGUUUUUAGAAGUAUUAUUUUGAAUGAAUACAAAAGGUGCGAUGGUCGAGAUUUGACUUCACUUAGGAAUAUAAAUUGUGAGGUAGAUUUGUUUAAAACUCUUCAUGGAUCAGCAUUAUUUCAGAGGGGACAAACACAGGUGUUUUGUACUGUUACAUUUGAUUCAUUAGAAUCCAGUAUAAAGUCUGACCGGAUUAUAACAGCCAUAAAUGGAAUAAAAGAUAAAAAUUUCAUGCUGCACUAUGAGUUUCCUCCUUAUGCCACUAAUGAAAUUGGCAAAGUCACUGGUGUGAAUAGAAGAGAACUUGGACAUGGUGCUCUUGCUGAGAAAGCUUUGUAUCCUGUUAUCCCCAAGGAUUUUCCUUUCACCAUAAGAGUAACAUCUGAAGUCCUAGAGUCAAAUGGAUCAUCUUCAAUGGCAUCUGCAUGUGGUGGAAGUUUAGCAUUAAUGGAUGCAGGAGUUCCAAUUUCAUCUGCUGUCGCAGGUGUGGCAAUAGGAUUGGUCACCAAAAACAAUCCCGACAAGGGUGAAAUAGAAGAUUAUCGUUUGCUGACAGAUAUUCUGGGAAUUGAAGAUUAUAAUGGUGACAUGGAUUUCAAAAUAGCUGGCACCAGUAAGGGAAUAACUGCACUACAGGCUGAUAUUAAGUUACCUGGAAUACCAAUAAAAAUUGUAAUGGAGGCCAUUCAACAAGCCUCAGUGGCAAAGAGGGAGAUACUACAGAUUAUGAACAAAACUAUUUCAAAACCUCGAGCAUCUAGAAAAGAAAAUGGACCUGUUGUGGAAACUGUUCAGGUUCCAUUAUCAAAACGGGCAAAAUUUGUUGGACCGGGUGGAUAUCAUUUAAAAAAGCUCCAGGCUGAAACAGGAGUAACUGUUAGUCAGGUGGAUGAAGAAACAUUUUCUGUAUUUGCACCAACACCCAGUGCUAUGCACGAAGCAAGAGACUUCAUUACUGAACUGUGCAAAGAUGAUCAAGAGCAGCAACUAGAAUUUGGAGCAGUGUAUACCGCCACAAUAACUGAAAUCAGAGACACUGGAGUAAUGGUUAAACUAUAUCCAAAUAUGACUGCAGUACUACUACAUAACACACAGCUUGAUCAACGAAAGAUUAAACAUCCCACUGCCCUAGGAUUAGAAGUUGGCCAAGAAAUUCAGGUGAAAUACUUUGGACGUGAUCCGGCUGAUGGAAGAAUGAGGCUUUCUCGUAAAGUCCUGCAGUCUCCAGCUACAACUGUUGUCAAAACUCUAAAUGACAGAAGCAGUAUUGUAAUGGGAGAAUCUAUUUCACAGUCAUCAUCUAAUUCCACCCAGUGAUUUUUUUUUUUUUUAAGGAGAAUUCUAGAGUGAUAUCCUGUAGAGCAAAAUUUCAGCAGUGUCUUCUAAUGUGUAGAUUUAUACAUAGUAUAAAUAUAUUCUAAUGAUUUGUAUGAAAUUA